AGCAGAGCAUAGCAUAACAGAGCACACCACCACCAACAUCAACAUUCUCAUUUUCUCUCUCUCUCUCUCUCUCUCGCUCUCUCUCUCUCUCCAAGUUGUUUUUGGUUUGAUCUUUCAAGUUCAAUGGCUGGUGACGUAGGAAGAGCCUUGCCUCCUCCUGAUUCAGAAGAAUUCUCAACCUUGUUCAGCCAACUCCUCCAUAAUUCUCCCCCACUAGGAAUGGACCCCAAUCAUUCACCUCCUGAUUUCACCCCACACAACAACACCAUCGACAUCAACAUCAACAACAACAUCAUCAACAACAACAACAACAACAACAACAACAACCCUGUUCCUUCCUCUCCCUCAAAUUUCAAUUUGUCUGACCCCCAUCAUUACAUCCCUGCCUCUGAUGCCACCACCUUCAAACAACACACCCCUGAUUUCACUUCUUUUUCUGUUGAGAAGAGUGUGGAGGCAUCGAAACCUGUCCCACCACCACGUUCUUCUUCGUCAAAGAGGAGUAGAGCUGCAGAGUUCCAUAAUUUGUCUGAAAAGAGAAGGAGGAGUAGGAUUAACGAGAAAAUGAAAGCCUUGCAGAAUUUAAUUCCAAAUUCUAACAAGACAGACAAAGCUUCAAUGCUAGAUGAGGCCAUAGAAUAUUUAAAGCAGCUUCAGCUUCAAGUGCAAAUGUUAAUGAUGAGAAAUGGUUUGAGCUUGCAUCCAAUGUCUUUGCCAGGAGGACUAAGACCUAUGAUAAUGUCUCAGACUGGAUUGAACCUUGAUGGGAGUAAUGGAUUUCAUAAUUCUACCAGUGCAAUUGCCUCAUCUUCAAAUGAUGAAAGCUUAGUGCGGCAUGCUUUUAGUUUUCCAAAGCAAUGCAGCAUCUCAAAUCAGUCUAUUGGUGUACCCUCAGUGACAAACAUAGCAACUUCGGAUACCUCAUCCACUUUUCAUCCCUCUAUUAAGGAUGCACUCUACGGCAACAUGCCACAACUGUUUAUGGAUACAACAACGAUGGGAAAACCCUCUCCAGAUGUGUCUUAAACGGCUUGAUUUCAUUGAGGGAUAAAAGGAUUUUUUUAGAUGGCAAGUCACCUCGUAAAAGGGUAGCUUUGUUCAGGCAUUAUAAUCUACAUUUAAAUCUGCUCCCUACAUGACACUCCAUUGGGUUGUUCCUGGUGCAGUUUAAUUUGUAGCAGUUUGACACAAUCUUUGUGCCAUUGUUGACACUUGCAUAAAAAUGUACAAGUAUUUUAUAACUUCAUCAAUUGCAAAAUGCAGCUAAUGAAACAUUCUGCAACAAGUUGCGACUGACUUGUGAUAAUUUUAGAUCUGUUAUAUUCUUGGAUGAUUAGAUAUAUUUAACAAACUGCAUAUCGAUGUACAAUAUGCUAGAGCGGAGAAAACAAUAUUGUGAUCUUUGCCACUACUUUCUAGGUUCAAGAAUGACCCUACCUUAUAAUAUCAGUUAAUGUGUUGCAUGGACUGUA
This is a messenger RNA of Glycine soja, 1472 nucleotides long. RefSeq names its product transcription factor ALC-like. Bases 124 to 1026 code for a protein of 300 amino acids. The transcript is spliced from 6 exons. Gene Ontology annotation, molecular function: protein dimerization activity. Gene Ontology annotation, cellular component: nucleus. NCBI's taxonomy places the organism in Eukaryota, Viridiplantae, Streptophyta, Magnoliopsida, Fabales, Fabaceae. The record is from RefSeq and is a predicted model, not a curated record.